UAAUGUGAUUCAUGCCUCUUCACCCCCGGGACGCUAUAUAAGAUGAGUCAAUCUGAAAUUUGCAUGUAUUUUCAAUAUUUCGCAAGACCACAACGCAUCUCCUGCUUUCUCAACUUGACCAUACGUUACCCUGGCAAGAUGAAGUCGUUUGUCCUGGUCACCCUGGCUGUGGUGGUUCUCUCGGCGGCAGGCGAGGAGCAGAAGGUGAUGCUGUGUGGGCGAGAACUGGCGCGGGCCAGGGUGCUUCUAUGCUUUGGCUCUGAAUACAUGUUCAAGAGAAGCGUGGACCAACUGGAACCAUUAAUGUUUAAUUACCUCCACUUUAAUCCUUCCUUUUAUUUCACAGUGGACGACCAGGGCUGGCUCUGGGGCGGGCGACGCGACGCCCUGGGCGCGCGUUGGGGGCGCCACAAGCGAGGCCUCGUGGACGAGUGCUGCCUCAAGUCAUGCACUACGGAGGUGAUCCGGACCUACUGCUAGGCCUCCACCAGACACGAUUACACAUAUUAUAUCCAUUGUAAUUACUCAUGUUUAUUGUAUUCUGCGUGUAAAAAUAUAAAUAUGUGUAAAUAAAGUUUAUUGAUGUACGU
This is a messenger RNA of Ostrinia furnacalis (Asian corn borer), 590 nucleotides long. Its product is annotated as bombyxin B-6-like. Gene Ontology annotation, cellular component: extracellular region. Gene Ontology annotation, molecular function: hormone activity. Lineage: Eukaryota; Metazoa; Arthropoda; Insecta; Lepidoptera; Crambidae. The record is from RefSeq and is a predicted model, not a curated record. The transcript has 3 exons. Bases 43 to 480 code for a protein of 145 amino acids.